GAGCAACUUGAAGCAGCAGAUUCGGCGGAAGAAUUCUGCGCCGAACGGCUCUUGCGGCCUAUUCGACCAAGAGCGCGCGCGUGUGCACAAACCUCCCCAAUAUAGUAAUGAUGCCAUCUCCAUCCAGCCCAAUACUGCGUAAGAGCCGCUCGCUAACGCCUGACGCCGCCGUCAACAUCAGCUCCAAGCUGCGCCGCAACUCGCUCGUAAGCGACCAUGAAGACAUGGUUUUACUACGUGAGAAACUCACCCGCAUCGCCGUGGGACGCCACCACAGCACACCGGACGCCAUAGAGGAAGAAGAGAAGGAGAGACGUCGCAGAAGCAGCAGCGGGGGUGCCCAUGAGCACUUCAAAGUGUUCCCAUUGCUGCCUCCUGAGCGCACCAACACACCGCCGUCGUCCCCGCAGCCUCGCGACGUGCUGCGUAAACAACUUAAGCUCAAGCAAAGGACAAGGAGCCAUAGAACGGCCAGUGGAACUGAGGAGGACGUUGAAGGACUCGUGAUGAGUGUGGACGAAGUGGAAAUCACGGCCAUGGAGGACGUCGAGGAGGACAACCACGCUGUCCAUUCUCCACCUCGUUUACGAGGACAUAAGCGGAGUCCUCAAGCCAGAUUGUCCAUACCUGGUCAUUUACGCGUCCUGUCGCCCUUCAGUGUCCUCAACAAGUAUCCGGAAGGGCUGAGAAAGCGUAAAUCCGUCCAUGUGGACGAUGCAGCCGAUUCAGAGGACCAACCCAGAGUGAGUUUGAAGAAAACGUCCAGUCAGAUUAACAUCUUGGCGUCUUCGGCGGGCAAAUUGUCCCGCAGCAGUAGCGCCGGUGGAGCUCUCUUUCAAAAGUUCGCAGCUAGACAGAGGCUGCAGCAGGACCAAGACAUGGAGGACGCAUCUGGGCUCACAACCCAGCCGCAAUCCCCGCAGAACUCACUGUUUGGGAACAAACAUGGCCAACUAUCGGCCUGUUCCUGAAGGAGCAGAGGAACUCCAUACAAAAUUGACCAGAACAGUGAGUAUUGGAACUGUAGCUGCCUCCCUGGCUGCUGUUUUGGAGGUGAAGCGGGACUAUUCCAACGCUAACGAAGCGGUAGAUCGCGGCCCGCAGUGAGUGUGGCAAGAUGCAGCAUUGCAUCUUUUGGCACGAGAAGUUAAGUGUUGAGUAGUGGCAAGUGCAUACAUGUCUCCUCCAUCAUCAUCUAACAACCUCUCUGCGUUGAAACAUCAGCGUCACAGCAGAGGGGAAGUGAUGUCAAUUGAGGCGUUUUGGAUUCUACACAAAGCGCCAAUGAUCAUUAACAAACACAAGCUGGGACUUAUCCG
Molecule: messenger RNA, 1319 nt
Organism: Phytophthora nicotianae INRA-310
Lineage: Eukaryota; Oomycota; Peronosporomycetes; Peronosporales; Peronosporaceae
Exons: 2
Coding region: 108-971 (287 amino acids)
Source: RefSeq, a predicted model, not a curated record